CGGGGCUGAGCGGGAGCGGGCCGUGCAUGAUGCGGGACUGAAGGACGAAAUGGCAGGAAACUAAGCGAUGGAGCCUCUUGAUUUUUCACUCCGCGGUUGAUGGCGCUUUGCAAGUUGUGUCAAGUGUGUCGCUUCGCCGCGAUUAACGGUGCUGAUAAGAAGGCAACUUCAUAGGAGCUGCUAAGAUGGGCAUGAGGAUCAAGCUGCAAAGCACCAACCACCCCAACAACCUGCUGAAGGAACUCAACAAGUGCCGGCUCUCAGAGACCAUGUGCGAUGUCACCAUCGUGGUGGGGAGUCGCUCCUUCCCAGCUCACAAAGCUGUGCUGGCCUGCGCGGCUGGCUACUUCCAGAACCUCUUCCUGAAUACUGGGCUGGAUGCUGCCAAGACCUACGUGGUGGACUUCAUCACCCCUGCCAACUUCGAGAAGAUUCUGAGCUUUGUCUACACGUCAGAACUCUUCACAGACCUGAUCAAUGUGGGGGUCAUCUACGAGGUGGCUGAGCGUCUGGGCAUGGAGGACCUUCUCCGGGCCUGUCACUCCACCUUUCCCGACCUGGAGAGCACUGCUGUAGCCAAGCCCCUCACCAGCGCCGGGGAGAGCCACGCCAAUGCCCUGAGUGGAAGCUCAGUAGAACCCACUCACCCCCUAGGGGAGCUCCGGAGUGGCGGGGAGCACUUUGGUGCCGAUAGGAAUUAUGUGUUGCCUAGUGAUGCCGGGGGAAGCUAUAAAGAGGAAGAGAGAAAAGAGGUAAGCAGUGAUGCCAGCCUGCCUCUGCCGCAGCAGCCACUGCCGCCAAAGACAGAAGAUCAUGAAACCUCUGCUCCGUUCACCUCUGUUCCUGGCAUGGGGACCCAGCCAGUGCUUGGCACCAUCAGCAUGGGCAUCCAAACCAGCACGAGCUCCUGCCAGCCAUACAAAGUUCAGAGCAAUGGAGACUUCAGUAAAAACAGCUUCUUUACCUCUGACAAUGCCAUAGACAUCACCACUGGGUCCAACUCCUGUCUGAGCAAUAGCGACCACCCCAAAGAGCCGGGCUUCGGGCAGAUGGAUGAGCUCCAGCUGGAAGACCUGGCGGACGAUGACUUGCAGUUUGAAGACCCGACCGAGGAGAUAGGCACAACUGAGGAGGUGAUAGAAUUGAGUGACGACAGCGAGGAUGAGCUGGCUUUUGGGGAGAGCGACAGCCGAGAGAAUAAGGCCAUGCCUUGCCAGGUGUGCAAGAAGGUUCUGGAGCCCAACAUUCAGCUGAUCCGACAGCAUGCUCGGGACCACGUGGACCUGCUCACAGGCAACUGCAAGGUCUGUGAGACCCACUUCCAGGACCGAAACUCCCGGGUUACCCAUGUUCUGUCCCACAUUGGUAUUUUCCUCUUCUCUUGCGACAUGUGUGAAACUAAGUUCUUUACCCAGUGGCAGCUGACCCUCCACCGACGGGAUGGAAUAUUUGAAAACAACAUCAUCGUCCAUCCCAACGACCCCGUGCCUGGGAAGUUAGGUCUCUUUUCUGGCACGGCUUCCCCAGAGUUGAAAUGUGUUGUCUGUGGGAAGGCAUUGGCCAAAGAUUUCCACGUGGUUCGGGGCCACAUCCUUGACCAUCUAAACUUGAAGGGCCAGGCCUGCAGUGUCUGUGACCAGCGCCACCUCAACCUGUGCAGCCUCAUGUGGCACACGCUCUCACACCUCGGCAUCUCGGUCUUCUCCUGCUCUGUCUGUGCGAACAGCUUUGUGGACUGGCAUCUCCUUGAGAAGCACAUGACCGUGCACCAAAGCCUGGAAGAUACCCUCUUCCGCUGCCACUUGUGCAGCCAGAGCUUCAAGUCGGAGGCUGCCUAUCGCUAUCACGUCAGCCAGCACAAAUGCAACAGUGGCCUUGAGGCACGGCCUGGUUUUGGGCUGCAGCACCCAGCCCUCCAGAAGCGGAAGCUGCCAGCAGAGGAGUUCCUGAGCGAGGAACUGGCUUUGCAGGGCCAGCCUGGGAACAGCAAAUAUAGCUGCAAGGUCUGUGGCAAACGGUUUGCCCACACCAGUGAGUUCAACUACCACCGGCGGAUCCACACGGGUGAGAAGCCGUACCAGUGUAAGGUGUGCCACAAGUUCUUCCGAGGCCGCUCGACCAUCAAGUGCCACCUGAAGACGCACUCGGGGGCCCUCAUGUACCGCUGCACAGUCUGUGGCCACUACAGCUCCACCCUUAACCUCAUGAGCAAGCACGUCGGUGUGCACAAAGGCAGCCUCCCGCCUGACUUCACCAUCGAGCAGACCUUCAUGUACAUUAUCCAUUCCAAAGAGGCAGACAAGAACCCGGACAGCUGACUGGGCCCCAGCGGAGCCAGAGGACACUCCCAGGCGGCAGCCAGGACCUCUGUUUUCUAAUGGCUGCUCCUCCCUCCCCAGCCGAAGUUACGAUUUUGCCUUGCUAGGAAUUUGUCUUGUGUUGAAAGAAGAAAGAAGAAAUAGCACAUAAGCUGUUACUGUUUUUGAGAAGCAACGGCCCUAUCAUGUUUACCUCCUUACCUGUUCUUGCCCGCGAGGGCUGUGUUUUUUAUUUUUUCCGAGACUGGUUUAGGGAUCUCGCAGGCAGUUGGUGUCAACUAGAUCCUCGUCCCCAGCCUCUUGCGUUUUAGUUUACGGAUCGGUUUUAUGCUGCUAAGACUCCAACCAACAGCCUCACAGGAUAGAGGAGGUGGAGAGAGGUUUUCACUGUGGGUAUCACUGCCAGACCUCCCGCUGGGACGGCCAGCUGAGAGCGAGGGUUCGGGAAUGUGAGCGCCCAGAAGGGACUAGUCAGCGGGGCAGCUCACCUCAGGUUCCACUCCUAGCCCUCUGCAGGGAAGAGGCUUCAGGGAUGGAGGUGCCUGCUUAUUCCACGGCUCUCGUUUGCUGAGUGGACAGUUAAAGCUUUUGGCAGAGAGAUCCAAACGGGACGAAGCUUCCCGUGUAGGUCACUAAGCUUUGGGGUGAACCCUUGCCAGCCCGAAGAGGUGUCCCAUGGCAGUCUGGGUGGCCAGGAAGGGAGGUUUCUCUUUUUUUUCCUCAAUUCCAAAGAAACGUGGCGUGAUGGCCCUGGACAUAAGGCCUUCCCUGUGGGGCAAGGAGGACAGCGAGCCACUUUGAUGUAGUCACCUGCCCGCCCCCGCUGAGUGCCCUGACAGAGAGGUGGGGGUCUCUGACAGCAGCAGCCUUGCCUUAAUUUACACCUAGUCUCUCACCUGGAGUGUGUUUGGCCCAUAGUGUAGACGAGAAGACCCCUGAGCUGGUGGGGUGGUGGACUGAGAGCCCUUCAGGACAGAGGGCCCCAGGUACCUGGUGGCGUGUAGCAGGUGCGUUCUUUCUGGUGCUGCCAGGUAACCUGUUUCCUUUGCUAACUGGCCGGAGCUGGGGCAGCUCGCCUUUGACCUGCUGGACUUAGACGGACUUGUCGCCGCAUCAGCGCCAGGGGGCGCUAUGGGACGGCAGCCGCUCUGGGCCCUCCCUCAGGGACCGGGAACCUGUUGCCCGGUCAUGGGGACUGUUUGUUUGGCUUUCGAGGGGAUCUAGAGGGAUCCGAAGAGGGCUUGCGGGGAAGGGCCCUACAUCUCACAUAUUCACAAGGUGACACCUCAGACCUCAUACUACCUCACCUUGCUCAGGCGAGCCCUGGGGGUCCGCGGCCUCGGCCCUGACACUGCCCCCGGCGGGACUCAGCAGCGCUGGGCAGUGACACAAGCAGGUGGUUUUAAUGAACUCACAAAGCCUUUUUGGACGUUAAUAUUUAUUUAUUUUUGUUUUGGUAUACGUUUUACCCAGCAUCUCUUGGAGAAGAGACAAGGAAAAUGAGUUUCUCCCCAGCCGGUAGUUUAUUCCAGUGGGCAACCCUGGAAGUGGCUUAGAACUAGGGGUGAACAGGUCAGGCCUUUAAACGAGCAAAUUGUUUUCUUUCUCCAGAUAUUCCCCUGCAGAAUAAACCCAGGCGAGGCAGAUGGAUGUAGGUUCUAGAAAGUUGGAGCUGUAAAAUUCUUAGGGCUUUCAUUCCCUUUCCAUCCUGUGAUGGAGUAGAUUUGGGACUGGGCCAAGUGGAUCAGGUCACAUGAAAGACCUUUUUGCACGUGCUCCCAUCCUCCCUGAACUCGGGGAGCCGUAGUAAGACACGCAAGCAAGGGCCUCCCCGGUGCCCCUUCCACAGAUCUAAGUUGAUCCCGCCCCUGAGCUGGAACGCAUGACUGAAGGGGUUAAUUCUCAGCACUAUCAAGUUAUUGGCAGCCACUGCAAUAUGAGUUCGAUCCCCGGCCAGGGAGCUGAGCCACAGGGCGCUGCAGACCUCUCCUGUCUCCCCGCUGCUCCCCUCAGCAGUGGAUUUCAGUGGAUCCGCCUGUUCUGCUCCCCACCCUGUCUCUGGUGGAUCCUCUCACCCCCCGCACCUCUGGCCCACACCCCAGCUCUUGUAGCAUAAAUAAAAAAGAAUCUUUUAUAAAAAAAGAAAAAGACACACAGGCAAACCAAAGGACUGUCCCUGGGGGGACCUUCUGCCCCCUCCCUGACGCCCCCAGCUCUGAGCUGGAGCACAUGGCUUUCUGGUGGGUGACCCUUAAUGUGAAGAAACUUGAACAGGUGACCGCCAGAUGGUGUCCCCACCUGCACCCAGCUUGCUGAAUGUUCUUUUGGGACAUUGUUGUCAGGAAAGCAGAACUGAGACUUUUAUCCCUGAUUGGUUUCUCCUUUUCUCUUCCCACACCCACCAACCCUUAGAAAUUUAGGAAGAAAAAUGUGCCAGAGGCUGAAGUCAAGUAUGUGCUAAUCUCUUCCAGCCGGAGUGAUGCCUCCCAGACUUGGUGAGGACUGAUACUUGAGUGACUGGAUUUAAGAAAGGUGGUGCUUACUGGAAGCCAACCAGGUAGCCGAGGAUGGAUCCGUGUGCUGGAGAAACACUUCCUUAGCAGAGGGCAUCAUGGAUGCUGGGUAAUCUGUAUACUUAACCUGAAACUGUGAAGUUUUCCCUUUUCACCAGUAAACCAAAAAGCAAACCUUGAAACUCUGCCCCUUAAACACUAAACAAGAAAUGGUGCCCCUCACCUGUCUGAGGCCAAGCAGUGUUGGUCACGGUCAGACAUGUAGCAGCGUCAGGAGCUCCUGAGGCUCAUUGGCCAACCCUGUUCCUCUGUGUGUCCCAUUUGAGCCCUCUGAGCCCUGCCCCGUCGGGACGGAGGUGGCGUCUCCGCCUCCAGCUCACCCGCUCCCGCGCUGCUGUGACACUGUAUUGUGGCCAAGGGCGCGCUAGGCUCUCUGGUGGAAGAGACUUUCCGUUUUUGCUUUUUCUCAACCUUCGGUUCAUGUGGCUUUGCUGGCCCCUGCCCCGGAGCCCGUGUAGCCCUGUCUCCUGCUGUACUCUUCUGAGGCUCUGUCUGACCCGCGAAUGUCUUCUCCCGUUCCCCCUGUUCCGUACUCAGGAUCAGCUCCGUCGCUCACAGAGCCCCUUUGAAAUUCACAGAGGAGCGGUAGACGCCGACUGGGCAGCGCCAAACCAAGCGCGAGGCCGUGCCCGGCCUGUUUCCCAAGGGGAAGGGCAGGACUCGGGUGGCACACGGACAAGCGGCGGCGGCCAGAGGCGGGCCUCCCUGACCUGGCGCUCCGGGGACCCGCUGCUGGCUCGCUCGCGCCAGGGCACCCGGGAAGCUCUGCUGGGCCCUCGUAUUUGGCCCUAAGCGAUAAACUCCGUGGGGUGUCGAGUUCGCAGUUGGGAAGAAAGGAAGGAGCUGGGCAAAGAGUGGCCCCCGGUGACCCCUACGAGUCAGGGAAAGGGUGGAAGGUCUUAGACUUCUGAUCUGUCAGAGUUCUUCUGUCUCCAGGACGAGCCUUGGGGUUAAUUACCUUCCCCCGUUGGUGUUUUGCUACUGAUGAUUUUUCCCUUCCCUGGCCUCUUGCCGGGCCCCGGUCCUCAGACUCCUCCGUGUUGGCAGUGAAUCGAAAUCUCUAGGAGAUGGACGCUGGUUCCGUGGCCGUGGAAGUGGGCCGUGUGGAGAAGGCCGCCCAUCUGCGGUCCCCACCGGCCCGGGCCCCUCAGCCCUGCCCUGCCCCCGGCGGGAAGCAGACACAGCGUUUCCCAGUGUGACCGGCCCCGGUCGGCCUCACGUCAGAAUGAAAACGAAACUUUUGAUCUCGGUGUUUCUUUCCGUCCUCCCGCGUCCAGCCCAGCCCCUCCCGCCUCUCCCAGCUGAAGUCUCAGAAAACGGAGCGGAGUCGCCGGCGUCUGCCUCCUCCCAUUAAGUUCACGCGUACUGACCUCCUGAUAUUUAAGUGUUUACUAUCUAUUGCUGUAAAGUUUUGUAUAUUUUGUAAACUUUCCCCCCAAAUAGUAGAUGUCUAAAAUCGUACAUCUGAUUCUUUUAUAUUCCAUUGUUCAGCACAAAGUGUGGUUUUUAUUUAGAAUAAAAAAAAAAAGGAAAUUUGAAAUGGGAGUUCUUUUCCUAUUUACGAUGAACCUGCUAAUUCCUUGAGUCCAGAGUAUCUGGGUGGUCACGCUUCAGUCUCCGUAUUCUCAGUAGGCGCCAGAAUCCUUUCAGUUAGCAAAUUUCCUUUCCCAUGGCUGGAAUUCCCCAGGGCUAACGUGUUACCCUGUUUUUUGUGGGAAAUUGUCAAUGACCCAACCUCUUCGGGGCAAACGUACCAGAGAGGAUCAUCUGUUGGCCCAGGGGGGAGCGGGACCCGGCUUAGGUCCAGCGAAACUAGAUAAAGUGACAGAUUCGGCCACCGAUGGUCUUGCCCAGGCCACCUUAAUUCAUCGUGACAAGGUAUGUCUGAGUGGAGGCAGGUUCACACGGGGCAGUGGUUUGGCAUAACUGUGAGAUGAUAGCAGAUGUGCCUCCACAGAGGAGACCCCUAAAGUUAGGGCACCAUGGCCCUCUGGCCUC
Molecule: messenger RNA, 6889 nt
Organism: Talpa occidentalis (Iberian mole)
Lineage: Eukaryota; Metazoa; Chordata; Mammalia; Eulipotyphla; Talpidae
Gene: ZBTB39
Product: zinc finger and BTB domain containing 39
Exons: 2
Coding region: 186-2318 (710 amino acids)
Biological process (GO): regulation of cytokine production; negative regulation of transcription by RNA polymerase II; regulation of immune system process
Molecular function (GO): protein binding
Source: RefSeq, a predicted model, not a curated record